CUGAAAUAUUGCAAAUAUGCACUUAAUAAAAUAUAAUAGGUUUUUCCAAAAGGAUAGUAUUUUUAAUGCUCUUCUAAGAAAAGUGAAUAAUUUAAAAUGUUAUUAAUACACAGAAAGUUUGUUGUUUCAUUAGUUGUGUAUGUUUUUAAGUGUUAACUCUAUAAAUAAAGGAGAGUAGAAUGAAAUUAGCUGCCUUAGUUUACAUUUUAUUUAUCACAAAUGUCAAAUCAGAUGUAGAACCUUUGGUACAAACUUCGUUAGGGACCGUUAAGGGAGCCAUCCUUAUUUCUAGACUUGGACGGCAAAUUUACUCAUUUCGAGGAAUUCGGUAUGCUAAAGCUCCCGUCAAUGAAUUAAGAUUUCAACCGCCUGUUCCAGUAGACAAAUGGGAAGGAAUUUAUGAUGCUACCAAAGAUGGACCGUUAUGUCCUCAACCUACAUCGAGUCCAACAUCAGAAGAUUGUUUAAUUCUAAAACGUUUACACUACUAAACUUCCAACUGCAAAAACAAAUCCACAACGUCCAGUUAUAGUCUUCAUUCAUGCUGGUGGUUUCUACAGCGUUGGAUCAGCUAGUUAUUGGAUAGGACCACAAUAUUUUCUAGACCAGGAUAUAGUACUGGUAACAAUUAAUUACCGAUUGGGGUCCUUAGGUUUUCUUAGUACUGGUGAUAAAUUGGCUCCCGGUAAUAAUGGUUUAAAAGAUCAAGUGCAAUCUUUAAAAUGGAUUAAACAAAAUAUUCAUUCAUUUGGUGGUGAUCCAAAUUCUGUAACGAUUUUUGGAUACAGUGCUGGUGCUACAAGUGUUGUGUUACAUAUGGUUUCACCCAUGUCUCAGGGUUUAUUUCAUAAAGCAAUAGCUAGUUCACCAACAAAUAUUGGACCCAUACCACAUGAUCAGUUAGAGAUUGCAAGAAAACAAGCAAGAAUUGUUGGCUGCCCUGACGAUUGUUCUAAAAAUAUCAUUAAUUGUUUAAAAACAAAAUCGUUUCAAGAAUUAGGCGAUUCUCUUCCUAAAUUCGCGGAAUUCGGAAACGAUCCUGUGUUGAUAUGGUCUCCAGUAAUAGAGCCAGACGUAGGUCAACCUAUAUUUUUACCAGAAAAUCCAAUUCGUUUAAUUACCAACGGAAAAUUUAAACAAGUUCCUUUUAUUACUGGCAGGACCAGAGAUGAAUUCGGUUGGUUUUCGUUAAGAGUGUUGGAGAACGAGACAUUAACAAAGCAGCUGAAUGAAAAUUUUGAUAAAAUAGCACCGAUUAUAUUCAUUUAUGAAAGAGACACAAACUUUUCUAGAUCUGUUAGUCAUGCAAUUAAGAAUUUUUAUUUCAUCAAUAAAACAAUUGACUACUCUCAACAAAAAGCUUUUGCAGAUAUUUAUGAAGAUUCCAUUACUGGGUUUGCGGUAGAUAGAGCCGCGAAGUUGAUUGCAGAACAUAGUAAAGAACCAGUAUAUUACUACAGAUUUAGUUAUAAAGGACGAUACAGUCAUCGAUAUUUACCUAACACGAAUAAUACUGUACCUUACGGAGUGGUCCAUCAUGAUGAUUUGAUCUACUUGUUCUAUAUUUCAACAGCAUUCCCCUUAUUUAAAGAACACACCCCGAAAGAAGUUGAGAUGGUUAAAAAACUGACGAGUCUAUAUGCAAAUUUUGCAAAAACUGGCAAUCCAACACAUGAUCUUCCAAAAAACCUAAUUGGAGCCAAAUGGGAGCCGUUUACCUCAUCAAUACAAAAAUAUCUCGAUAUCGGUAAUACUAUUGAAUUUAAAGAUCAUCUUCACAGGAAGCGAUUUGAGUUUUGGGAGAAACUGUUUCCACUAAGUCUAUAUACGCGAAACCAAAGCAUAGAUAACUGCAAUAAGAAUUGAUACUAUGUUAAUACUUUUAAUACAUAAUGGAAUUGUGUUUUUUUUAAGUCCUGAUUUGUACUAAUUACAAGUAAUUGACUAUAUUAUUUUAGUUGAAGUUUCUUUCGUGUAAAUAUAAUAAUUCUUCUAUUUCGUCUAAAAACAUGUUCCAUUUGAACUAACCAUUUAUUAACCCUGAGGUGAUACUUAACUAUUAAAAGAUAAUAAAAUUUAAGUCUCAUUCUUAUUUAAAUUAUAAAUAUAAAAGAAAAUAAUCUUAUAUACAAGCAGUGGUGGCUUAGCUGUAAAAACAUUUUAUAUGUGGAUAAUUUGUCGAUUUUUUGUCGUAUAUUUUUCGUGGAAAAAAUUUGUCACAUCUCCUUUUUUGAAAUAAAUUCCAAUUUACCCAUUAUUGCCCAAGCAUGGAAAAAAUAGAUAACAUAAUGAAAUAUUUUUCCAAAUGAUCUAUUAUAGCAUCAAAUAAAAGCAGUAGUUCAUUUUUUUUUAUAAUACAAGAACAUUACUGUUGCGUGAACGCAAUGUUGGCUGAAACACUUAACUUGAAUGAUGCCCUUCAAAGCAAUUUGGGUAUAUAUGGACAUUACAAUUCCUUGUCUGACUAUGAUACAAUCUGUAUCUUCUUCUUGUAGGUUGUUUAAAUAUGAAAUUACUCGAUUGGUCCCGACGAAUAUCGGCUGGUAUGUUAUUUGGAAAUGAAUCUGAAGUUUAAAGAAUUUAUUUUCAGCAAUCGGUAUGCCACAUUUGAAUUAUUUUAGGCACAUAUUUGUGCUGUUUACUGUUAUAUAGUUUCCACAAGUUUACUGAGAUAUUACCACUUCUGUAAUUAGCUACAUAAUUAUCAUGUAUAUCGACGCCUCCAUAUAUAGGAAAUUUAUUGAGAUAAUACAAAUGGUUAUGUUACGUUCAUUGUCCGUUUUUUAGUUCUAUUGUAUGUUUGCUAUUCUUAUAGGCUCGACAUGUACUAUCAAUGUGACGACAUAAUUAUCACACCCACAGCCAAAGAAAUAAAAGUAUCCUCGUCAAAACAGCUACAGUAUGAUCCUUCUUGUCUAUCUUCUUUUUAUUAUUUUGGAUGACUCUCAUGGAACAUGUUGGGUUCUAUAUUCUCGAAUGCUGACCUUCUCACCUUGGUCGUGUUAAAUGUCCGUAACUACUUCGUCUAAUGCCAGUUCUAACUACUUUUGUGUUAGUAUUUUCAACAUAUUUACUAGAAAAGUCUACAACAGUUUUUUUUUUGUAAUAGUUAAUUGAAGAAUACUCUAAAACCAUCUCAAUAUCUAACGAUAAAUAUCAAUACGACAAAUCUGGAUAUAUAUUGUAAUGAGGAGGAUGUUGUAAUUACGUUUAAGUAGCUAUAUUGUAAUGGGUAAUGAAUGGCGUGUUUAUUUUUUUUUUAUUUUAUUUUAAUUUUAAUUUAAUUAUUCUAAUUUAUUUUAAUCAUAUACAAUUUUUUUUUAUUAAGGCUCCUCGUCUGGCACCAUACUGUAAUGAGCUUCACGUUUAGCAGCCAUAAAUUCUUAUGGAAUGAAUAUUUUAAUAAAGAGUAACAUUACCCA
This is a messenger RNA of Psylliodes chrysocephalus, 3422 nucleotides long. The record is from the annotation of a GenBank genome assembly. NCBI's taxonomy places the organism in Eukaryota, Metazoa, Arthropoda, Insecta, Coleoptera, Chrysomelidae.